CGUUCAUGUGUUGACAUCAGAAUGGGGUCAAGACUCACCAGUACGAGGUUCUGGUUGCAAAAAACAUAACUUCCUCCACCACUGAACUCAACAUCUGAAAAUCAAAAUGCAUCUUCGUUGAGAAGAUGAGCUGGAGACCUGUGAAGACAUGAGCACCCAAAGUCCCACGGAAAUGUGCGACACCUCAGUGCCCCAUGGGUGGAUCAGGGAAGUUAGGCAGAGAAAAACAGGCAAGACAGCAGGAAGACUGGAUGUGUAUAUAACAAGUCCCACAGGACAGAGGUUUCGGUCAAGAUCAUCCCUGCAUGCCUUUCUAUUAAAAAGCGGAGAAGAGAACUUGGACAUAAACCUUUUUGACUUUACCAUACCCAAAGAUGAGUUCACCAGUAGCUCGCAAACACUUGAAUCGCAGGAAAAGCAGAGGAGACAGAGGAAAGCACAAGCAGCUGGCCUGCAGGAGAAGACAGACAAUAAGCUGGAAUCAGCCUCAAGUGAAUGUAAAAAAGGUACGGCUACAGACGAGGCUGUUCACACCAAAACAAACGUGCCAGAUGUGACAAAGCGUGUGCUAGAAGUUUGCAAGGACAAAAGUUGUUCUCGAGCUGCAGCAUCUGGCUCAGUGGAUGAUGUGCAGAGGAGCUGCCAUCAGAAGGUGGGGCUGCUGAGGGAGAAGCUGCUCCGGCUGGCUCCUUCCAGUCGGCAACAAAACAAGCCUUCAGCCCCACCUCUGGGUGCCGAAGCUGCCACUGAGAGCGAGAACGAAGGUGGGAACGCGCCAGACACAGAUGUUACACAGAUUCACAGCCAAGGUGACAAGAAGUCUAAAUCUGAAAUGACGGAGGAUGCUGACAGUCACAGGGAGGAGGAGGAGGAGGAGGUGUUGGUACCUGACAGCAAUGCUGGGAGCUGCAAACUACUAAGAAAAUCCCAGAAUAAGUCCAAGAGUGUGGAAAACAAACGAAGAAAAAGUCCUUACUUCAGCAGAAAACCCCUCAAAGAUGGUCUUAGCCCACCCAGAAGAAAAGCCUUGAGGAAGUGGACACCCCCACGGUCUCCCUUCAACCUGGUACAGGAAACCCUUUUCCAUGACCCCUGGAAGCUCCUGGUGGCCACCAUUUUUCUGAAUAAGACAAGUGGUCGGGUGGCCAUUCCAGUGCUGUGGAGGUUCUUUGAGCUGUACCCGUCUGCAGAGGUGACCAGGGGGGUCGACUGGAAGCCCAUGUCUGAACUCAUGAAGCCACUCGGACUGUAUGAGCUGCGAGCCAAAACUAUCAUCCGCUUCUCAGAUGAGUAUCUGAACAAACCGUGGCGUUACCCCAUCGAGCUGCACGGGAUUGGCAAAUAUGGCAACGACUCCUACAGGAUCUUCUGUGUUGACGAGUGGAGACAGGUGAAACCUGAAGAUCACAUGUUGAACAAGUAUCACGCCUGGCUGUGGGAGAACCAGAAAACACUGGGAAUCUGACCAGUCCCAGGAGGAUUUGAUCCCUGAUUAUCAAGGAGGAGAAAUCAGCUGUCACAAUCUCUGAGAGCAUCCAGCUGUGAUGGAUCAUGAUUGUAGUUUUAAACCUGAGUCUCUUUGGGAUUGUGCUGUGACAUUUUAAAGGGUUGCUCUUUAGCGAGGAUGUUUUACUUCUUUUUCAAAUAAAUGUUUUAAAAGUUGGA
Nematolebias whitei (Rio pearlfish) is the source of this 1665-nucleotide messenger RNA. It is a transcript of the gene mbd4, whose product is annotated as methyl-CpG binding domain protein 4. Lineage: Eukaryota; Metazoa; Chordata; Actinopteri; Cyprinodontiformes; Rivulidae. Gene Ontology annotation, biological process: DNA repair. Gene Ontology annotation, molecular function: pyrimidine-specific mismatch base pair DNA N-glycosylase activity; DNA binding. The record is from RefSeq and is a predicted model, not a curated record. Gene Ontology annotation, cellular component: nucleus. The transcript has 8 exons. Bases 149 to 1465 code for a protein of 438 amino acids.